This is a messenger RNA of Coffea arabica (coffee), 1655 nucleotides long. Its product is annotated as protein TOO MANY MOUTHS-like. Gene Ontology annotation, molecular function: protein binding. NCBI's taxonomy places the organism in Eukaryota, Viridiplantae, Streptophyta, Magnoliopsida, Gentianales, Rubiaceae. The record is from RefSeq and is a predicted model, not a curated record.
UCCCAGUGUUACAAAAAGCCCACAUUUUCUUCCUAGCAAAUGAUCAAUUCCUCCGGAAAAUCUGUCCAUCUAUGCAACAUGGAUAAGUUUUCCUCACUCAUGGAAACUCAUCUGCUGCUCAUCUUAGUAUGCAUUCCUCUGGGCAGGUCCUUGACGGUGACCGUGCCCGAUUCCAGCUCGCCAUCAGCCCUAGUCGACGGCCCACAAACUGCAUUCACCGUGAACAACAAUGGUGCUCGGACAGAUAUCCGCGAACAAGAAGCAGUUUACGACAUCAUGCGAGCCACCGGGAAUGAUUGGGCCACCGAUAUACCGGACAUUUGUCGCGGCCGGUGGCACGGGAUCGAGUGCAUGCCGGACAAAGACAAUGUGUAUCAUGUAGUGUCCCUUUCCUUCGGUGCGUUGUCUGAUGAUACUGCAUUUCCAACUUGUGACAUAGCCAAAUCCUUCAUUUCACCUUCCAUCACAAAACUCCCACACCUGAGGACUUUGUUCUUCUAUCGCUGUCUUACUAACAAUCCUCAGCCCAUCCCAUCAUUUUUGGGCCGGUUGGGAAAAAGCCUACAGACUCUGGUCCUAAGGGAGAAUGGCCUUGUUGGGCCCAUCCCAAAUGAGUUGGGAAAUCUCACCCGUUUGAAAGUGCUUGAUCUUCACAAGAAUGAGUUAAACGGUUCGAUACCCGGUUCACUUGGCCGGAUCACCGGUCUAAGGUCGUUGGAUUUGAGUGGAAACCAACUCAGCGGUCUGAUUCCUGACCUAAGCUUCCCUCAAUUGAAUGUGCUAGACCUCAACCAAAAUCAUCUUGUCGGUUCAAUUCCCACCACUCUCAUGAAUUGUCCUUCGCUGAUAAAAUUGGACAUGAGCCGUAAUUGCCUAUCCGGUCCAAUCCCUGAGUCAAUCAGCGGUCUAGAGAACCUAAUUCUCUUAGACUUGGGCUACAAUAGUCUCGCCGGUCCACUUCCAGCGUCCCUGAAAGAAUUGAAUUUCCUUCAAGCUUUGAUACUCAACGGCAACCCGACCAUGUCCACCACAAUCCCAAGCUCCAUAUUUGAUGGUCUGAAGGACUUAGUGGUUCUAAUAUUAUCCGAAAACAAUUUGCAGGGAAUAAUACCCGAGUCACUCGGCCGGUUGAGAAAGAUUCGAGUUAUCCAUCUUGAUGGGAAUAAGUUGAAUGGUUCAAUUCCAGCGAGUUUUGGGGACCUGAAUGACCUCAGUGAGCUAAGGCUAGACAAUAAUUUGUUAAUGGGACCUGUCCCAUUUAAUAGAGACAUGGUUUGGAGGAUGAGAAGAAAAUUGAGGCUCAACAAUAACUCCGGUCUAUGUUAUGAUACGAAAAGUGGGCUUGGAGAUGAUCUUGCUGCACAAUCUGAUUCGGUCAUUGGAAUUUGUGAGGCAUCCAAAUAUGGAAUGGUAACAAAAACCGUCCGACAUAUUUCUACUAUUGAUGGAACAGAGUUGGGGCUGUUAGGUACCAAAUCAGCUGGUAGAGUUCAGAAGCCUGCAGUCGCUUGUUUCAUGCUGCUACAACUUGCGAAUUUUCUUCUGUUUGCUGUUUAUGUAAUGUGACACUUUGGAGGGGAAAGCUAGGGAGGUGUAUAAAGUUAAUACCAGCGUUAUUAAUCUAAAUGGUCAGUAUAUAUCUAAAUGUUUCUAGA